AAGCAUGCGCAGUCAUGAAAUGAAAUGAAUACUGGUCAGGCCUGUGAUGUUUAUGUGGAUUGUAAACUUUAUCUUAUGAUGUUACCGAAGAGGUGUUAGGAUGUCUGAGAUAGACGAUGAAGUUUUUUCCCUUCAUCAAGAAUUUGAUUGGCUUUUACAAGAAGAAGUAACUGUGAUUUUGGAGCAACUGCAUGAUAUUGUCCUGGAAUGUGCAAGGAGAUUUCCUGAUUCUGAAGAGCUAUAUGGUGUUGAGUCUCUUGUAAAAACUGAAAAGUUUCUACUUGUAAAUACAAGCUCUACAGGUGGAUCAACAACAGAUACUAUCCAAGCAGUUGUGACACUCGAAGGAGAUAACAUUUGUUAUGCUGAUAUUUCUCUGAAACUCCAUAAGCAUUCCGUUCCUUCUCAUCGUACCAUUGUUCAAAAUGACUGCCAGUGGAAGCUUCAACAAAUCCAGGAUGCCGGCAAACAUCUAUCCAAAGCUCUGCAAGUUUUUGCCUCUCUACCUGAUACCAAUGAGAAAGGAAAAAUUGAUUUUCAUUCAGCUGAGGAAGUGAUUCAUGUGGUAAAUUCCUUAAUGGGUUGCCUGCAGAGAGGCCGUUCUGCACUCCUAAUUCCAAAAAAGCGUACUAUCAAUGAGCUGCAACGCAGUCGCAAUGUGAAAUCAUUGCAGCCUCCUCUACCUCCUGAUCUGGCCAUCAGCUUCUAUGUUCAGUCUCACAAGUUAGUCUUUGCUGUUUAUCAUAUUCUCUCCAAGGAAGGCAAAGGGCCUCCAAAAUUUGAUGUGUUCCAGGUGGAAUCUUCUGUUCCCUGGUUAAGUGAAGUCUUGGUGUUGUUCAGUGUAUCUUUACAACUUUGUCAGCAGCUUAAAAACAAAGUGUCUGUGUUCGCUCAGUACAAGGAAAUGAAUGUUACAUGAACUGAUAAACAAAAGAAAAAAUUGUUAAUCACUGUUUUAGUCUCAGAGAGCUUUUAUGGGAAGACUUCAGCACUCUUUUUUUUAUUUUAGUUCAUUUUAAAAAGUGCAGUCAAAUAUUGAUAUGAUUUUAACAAAUAUUAUUAUUUGAUUUUUUUAUUGUAUUGAAUUUUUUUGUUGAUAAAUAUAAAACACCUUUUGUGUGUGAUCAAGUAAAAAAGUUAAUUAUUUAUUUACAUUUAAUGCAUAGAAAUUAUCGGUUAAUUACAAAACAGCAACAUAUUCUUUUAUUACUUAAUCUAUUCUAUCUAUAAUGCAAAUAUUCUGUUAGAAUUUAUUUAUGAUCAAAGACGCUUGGUAUGGAAGAAGAUUACUUUGAAUUUAAAGAAUGAAAUAUUGUGAAUGAAUUUAGAAAAUGCUAACCUUUAUUAAUUCAGAAAAUCCAAAUUUUAUUUUGGAAAAGCUUUAAAGCUUAAGUUGUGUACUAUUAAAUGUGAUAAGAAAUCAAGUGAUUCUAUUUUUAAACAUCCUUGGUACUUCAUGAAUGCGGAUGGAGUUUUCAUUUAUUUUGAAUUAUAAAAUAUGGAAUUCAUAAAAAAAUUUAUCAAAUAUAUUUCUGAUAAAAAUUAUUAAAUAAAAACAACACUUUUGAAUAACUGUAAAACAUAUUUUUCAAUUUAAAAUCCUUAAUCUACAUCAAAACAGAAUCUUUGCCCAUUGAAAGUAUGAAAUUUUAGACAGAAGGAACAGUUUAAUUUUGUAAAGUAUAUAAUGAUAAAAACAAUGUAUUUCCUUUUUUCAAUUUCAAUACUUUAUCUUAUUUGUUAUAUUUCAUAACAAAAAUUUUCUUAAUUGUAAAAUUUACUUAGAAAAUCCUAGAUAGAAAGUUUAUGAAGAUCAACAUUAGACUGUACUUUCAGCACACAUUUUGUCAGUGUAUCUGUGUCAAUAUAUCUAUGUGUAAUGUUUAGAAUAUUUUAUGAAAAAAAAACUUAUUUUAAAUCUAUUUUUUUUUUUUUUUUUUUUUUUUCAAAUUUUAGUGAUAGGAAGUUUCUAGAUUAUUUGUUUUUUUCUUCUGAAAGAAGUGAUUUAACUCGUUACUAAAUAUUUAUUUUCUUUGCAAAGUUCCUUUUUUAGUGAAAAUAUCAUGUGAUUUGUUUUAUUGCUUCAGUUUCUAACUGAAAAAUAAAUGCAGUUUUUUAGUAAAAGUAUGUUGUUGGAAUACAAUAUAUAUCAUGUUUCAAAUUAAAAAUAUGUAGUCGUAAAAUAAAUUGUUAAUGUAUCAUUAGCUGAAAUACAAUUUUUUUAUGUUCAUAUUUUUUAUUAAUGGCAGGUAAGGGAGUUAGCUUUAAUUUAAAUUAUUAUAAUUUUUUCCUCGUUAUUUAUUAGUGAAAUGUAUAUUAAUCUCUGAUUAACAUUAUUAUAAAAUAUUUUAUAUUUGAAUAAGAUUGAUUGUUUAUUUAUUAAUAUUGAGGUUAUUUGUAUGUUUAUAGUCUUUUAUAAAUGAGUACUUAAUAUGAAUUUUGUUUAUUUUUUUAAAAAAGUAAAGUUAAAUAUAGAAUUUUAAAUUUAGAAAAAGUAAAUUAGUGUAAAUUUUGUCUGGUGCAAUUACUUUGAGAAAUUGUUGGAAUAGUAUUGCAUAGAUUCUUAUUUUACAUUGAUGUUAAAGUUUUUGUUCCUUUAUGAAAAAUGUAGCUUUUACAAUUUCAAUGUAUUACUGUGAGUGUUCUAAAAUAUUUUAAAGUGGUACAUAAACUUGUUAUUUCUAUUUAUUUACAAUAAUAUUUUGUAUUAUUUUUACAUAUUAUUGAAAAUAAGAAUUUACAGAGCCAUUAUAGAAUAUUAAAUUACUUAUUGAAAGAAAAACUUUUAAGCUUCUUUUGCUCUUUCUCCCCCUCCAAAAAAACAUUUUUCCCCAUUAGUUAAAUUCUGUAAUUUUUAAAUGUUUAAGAUUUUAAUUACAAUUUAUAGUUGUUAAUAAUGUUGUAUAAAUAUUUGAAAUUAUUCUUUUAAUUAUUAUAUUGAAACUCCAUUUCAAAGAUUUGUAAUAGUUUUUAGGUAAAUAAACUUUAUAUUUUCAUUCGUUUUUAGUGUGACAUAUUUUAUUUUACAGGAUAGUGACGUAAUUUUUUAAGCAUCUUUUAAAAUUAAUUAAAUAAGAGCAUUUUAAAAUUUUGUUGAUAUAUAUAUUUUACAAAGUGUAUCCCUCAUAAUUUGAUGGAAACUAUUUGUCCUUUUUUUUUUGUCUUAUUUAAUUGACUUUUAUCCAACAAAUUUUUAUUGAUGUUUAUGCAAAUAUUUUAGUUUUGUUCUAUUUAUGCAAUGGCAUCAUUUAGGCGGGAAUAAAACUCCAUCUAGUAAAAUUUGUAUAGUAUGAGUAUAAAUUGUGGUCAUUCAUAUAAAGAGAUUUAAAUACAAGUCAAAUUUAUCUAUUUAACAAAUAUUGCAGUACAUAUAAAUUGUAUUUCAAAUACUCUUUUGCUGUUCUCAAUAUAUUUAUAUGGUUGAGAGGGUAGCAGACUUUCUUCAAGCUGAGCAAAUUGAAAUUGUAAUGCAAUAUCAUAUGAUAAUAAAUAUUAUUAAUAUUUUUCAUAACAUUUAAGAAAGUAAUGAUUAAGGGAAAAUAAAAUUAUUUCUAAAUGUUUUUAUAUACACAAUUUAAAUAAAAGACAAAAAGUCCCACACACAAAUUUGUACUAAUACUAUAUUCAUACAACACAUAACUGUCCUUGUUAUUUAACUCCAUAUUGUAUUACGAAAUUAACUGGCAUUGUAUAUUUGAUAUAUGCUAGGAAAGUAAAUUUCAGCUUCAUUCAUUGAUAUUUUUUUAUAAUAUAAUAUUCCCUUUCUAAUGAUGCCAUUGUUUAUAUGUGCUUUAUUUAAAUUAAAGAUUUUUUAAAAAUGUAUCACUUGUUUAGAAUAAAAAAUUAAAGAUGUUUGUAUACAGCCUGCUGAUAAGCUUGCCAGGCACAUUUUAAAUGAAUUCGAUUUUAUUGUUGCUAUACUGUUAUGUGUUCAAUGUGAUUUUUACUUAAACAUGGUAAAUUACUUAGUUGUAUUGAGGGAAAUAAUGCUGUGUCGUUCCUAUUCGCUGAGCAAAUUAGUCUUCCAACUUUGUUUCUUGUCAGAAUAAAGUUGCCUUCUAAGUGUCUUUACAGUCUUCAUAAGUGAUGGAAAGCGAACUGAAAAUUCUUAAACUCGUAUUUUAAUAUAAAAUAAAACCAGAAUGUAAUACUUGCUUUGUUUUAAAAUGUUUAUACAUUAAGCUCUUUUUUUUUUUUUUUUUUGCAUGCCUGUUGUAAUAAUUAUUCAUUUUGAAUGCAAAUAAAGAUUAUAGAUGAACUUAAUUACAUAGAAUUGCCCAAAAUUUAGUACUAAAAAUAAUGAUAGCUCUACAGAAUUGAUCGGUUAGAACAGUUAGAAUCGGUCAGAACAGUUAGAAUCGGUCAGAACAGUUAGAAUCAUAUCAUUCUUAUUUAGAAUAGAGUGGAGAAAAAUUAGAGCUUGACGAUAUUCUUUUCAGAAUAUAGGAAGAGACAUUAAGAGAAAAUGUUUUAAAAAUGAACAAUAGGCAGAAGAUAAACUUAUAUAUAAUUAGAAGAUAGAUAUAUAUAUAAUUAGAAGAUAGAUAUAUAUACAAUCCAUCGUAGCUGUAUACUAAUCGUAUGGUAAUUGUUAUUGAUAUUAACUAGAAAUGGUAAUUUGCACUGGAGUGUAAUAUAAAUGUAUGAACAAAUGUUCUUAGCAAUCAAAUUUCAGUUCAAUAAAGGUCGAUUCUUUCCUAUAACGAUAUAAAAAUUAUUUUAGGAAUUGAAAUAAGGAAUUGAUAUACGAAAUAUUUAUUAUAUAAAAUUAAUCUGACUUAUUAAUUAGUAAUUAAUUAUCAUAUCAAGAUACUUCAGUAUGAUUUGAUAUAAAAAAAAUGGAAACAUUUAAAAUUUUGUUUCAUCCAGAAUUUUUGGAUAGAACUUGUGCCCACAUUCUAUUCAGCUGUAGCUGCCAAAUUACUAUUCCAAAAGAUUAAUAAUUAAUUUAAUAGACAAAAUCCAACUAUGGUGCUAAAGUAUUUAUUUUUGUGGUUUCUGAACGUAGAUUUGAGGUGAUUAUAUAGCUUGCAAUGGGUAUUGAAAAAUUGUUGAACUUGGCAGUAAUAUGCUUCUAGUGGUCUUUGAAUGUAUGUAUAAAAAAAUCGUAACUAAUAAACGUCAUUUUUCACCGAUAUUUUUUUUCCGCAUCUUCCAUUUUUAAAUUAUGAGGAUUGUACUUUCUUAUGACAAUUUUUUUUACAGUGUCCUGAAUCGAAAUAUUUUAAUUCUAGCCAUCCUGUAUUUUUUUAUUCUGUAAAAUACUCCUUAUUUUUUUAAAUAUUGAUCCUCUUUAUUCAUUGAUUUAAGAAGGGCUCAAGAUUUAUAAUUAAUUAAGCCAGUCAGCGAACGUUGAGAAAAAUCGCUCUUAUCUGCAGAACUUUUUUUAAUUGUUAAAAAAAAUGGUAUUUUCUUAAAGAAUGGGUUAAAUAGUUCGUCCGUAUCUAUUUCUAACACGAAAAGCGUUCGUAGUUGAGUAUUCAUGUGUUAAAAUAUAAAUUAAUCACAGACUUACAAAAUCGUUAGAUUGCACUAAUUAUUGAGUGGAUGAUGGAUAAUUUUGAUUACAUUCAUAUGUACAACAUUAUAGAUGUUAUUUCAUCUGUUAGAUAUGAAAUUAAAUCGGGUUCAGGUAAUGAAUGUUUUCUGUUUCUGAUCGUAGCAAAUAAUAAACUGCCGACCAAUGUUUGAUUUUUGAAACGCCCCCAAAAUCUCCAUAAUAAAUAGAUAUAAGUUUCCGUUUAUAAUAAAUUAAUUGUGGGGAAAUUCUCGAAAACUUCAUUGUGGGACAAAAGAAAUGAAAUUUAGUGACAAUAUAGAAAGGCAUCUCUGGUUGAUGUAGGCCAGAGAAAUGCAUUCAUUAAAAUUGUAUAUAAACUUCAAAAUUUCUCGAACUUUGAAAUUUUUGUAAAUUUAAUGUAUUGUGUCAUAAAAAAAAUCUAUGUUAUGUAAACAAUUUUUCUUGCAAUAUAUUUUUUAAAUAAUUUUUAUUUUCGCAUUAAUAAAUUUUUUCUUGCAGAUAUCAAUUACGUCGUAUAUAUGACAACGUUUCUAAUAUGUAAUUAUGCUUAUCUUCCUGAUUAACAGAUUUUGCUUAUGUUAUUGAUUGCUUAUUGAAAUGUUAAUUGUUUAGUAAAAGUUAAUGAAAUUCAUAAUAGAGUCAAUUCGCAUGUCAUAGUCAUAGUUGAACGUGUCGUCUAAUAAACAUAUCUUGCGCUAUGCUGUGACGUUUUGCCAUUUGUUAAUACCAUAUAUCGAUGACCGUAAAUUGAUUUCGAAGAAUUUUUCAUCAAAAGAGUAAAUGUCUUAGUAUUCAUUAUAUUAAGAAAGCCUUGUUUGACUUACAUAUUCAUUUGUUCCAACCUGAAUGUAAAUUUCUGGGAAUUUGGCUACAGUACAUUUUCAAACUGACCACACAAACCGCUUAGAAUAAGAUUUAAGAGUGAACUAGAAACGAUUUGACUGAACGAUUGAAACGAUUUGAAACUGAUUUCUAUGUUACAAAGAAAGACCUUUGACAAAAUACACUAAACAAAAUAAUUCAACUCAAAUUAUCAAAAAUUUGGAUGGUUAAAGAGAGAGAGAUUAUGUGUUAGUGGUAAAUGAGGAAAACGUAAAAUAAAUCGUUAAUUUUUUAAUCAAGCCUUUUUUAUAUAUAUAAAAAGAAAUGGUUAUUUAUUAGGAAAAAUCUCUAUUAUCGUUUUAAAUCGUUAUCUUUAUAAACGUAGCCGAAUAGUGUUAUAGCCGAAUUAUUAUUAUUUAAACGUUAAGCAACAAAAUUUGUUGCUAUAAUGAGUACAAAAUUUCACUCAAGUUCGCUUCUUCCAUCACUGUGGACUAUGAUUUUGUGUGAAAUUCAAGACAAUAACACGUUUGUUGUAAAACACGAGUAUUUGUAGAUGUAGACAUGGAAUUAUCUCUUAUCUGUACAUUAGAUGUAGGUAACAAAUGAUGUAAUAGACUUUGUUAGACAGAUUAAAUCAUUGGCGUAAAUGUAUUGUGAUAUCAGGAUGAAGAGCACCCAAAUGAAACUUUGCACAGAUAAAUCAAUGUGAAUUUGUGUGCGCGUUAGAAUGCGCACUUAAUCUAUUCCAGUUGUUGUUUCUACAGUCGUCUCUUUCAUUUGGUAUCAUGUAUUUCUUUAAUUUUAUUCAAAACAGUUAAAAUGAAUAAAGUGUUUCUUUACGUA
Messenger RNA from Argiope bruennichi, 7189 nucleotides. RefSeq names its product protein rogdi-like (gene rogdi). The record is from RefSeq and is a predicted model, not a curated record. Lineage: Eukaryota; Metazoa; Arthropoda; Arachnida; Araneae; Araneidae. Gene Ontology annotation, cellular component: RAVE complex. Bases 101 to 919 code for a protein of 272 amino acids. The transcript has 10 exons.